Messenger RNA from Medicago truncatula (barrel medic), 1507 nucleotides. RefSeq names its product MYB-like transcription factor 4. The transcript is spliced from 3 exons. The record is from RefSeq and is a predicted model, not a curated record. The coding region runs from base 196 to 1215 and encodes 339 amino acids. Lineage: Eukaryota; Viridiplantae; Streptophyta; Magnoliopsida; Fabales; Fabaceae.
AUAUAUGCAUCCGGCCCAUCCAUGCAAAUGCAAGCCCUUUUCAAUUCUGUCCCAAUUAUAAUUACUGUCUUACCUUUCCAUUUCUCUUCUCUUAGUGUGCAUGUGUGAGCACAGCACACUAGUAUAGUUACUAGUGUUUCCUUUUGUUUUUAUUUUUUUGUGUGUUUUGUUAUUGAUUACUGUUAGUUAUCAUCAAUGGGAAGAGCUCCUUGCUGUGAGAAGAUUGGUUUGAAGAAAGGAAGAUGGACUGCAGAAGAGGAUAAGAUCUUAACUGAUUAUAUCCAAGAACAUGGUGAAGGAUCUUGGAGAUCUUUGCCAAAGAAUGCAGGUUUGUUGAGAUGUGGAAAGAGUUGCAGACUCAGAUGGAUAAACUACUUAAGAUCAGAUGUGAAGAGAGGUAACAUAACUCCUCAGGAGGAAGAAAUCAUUGUCAAAUUGCAUGCUGUUCUUGGUAACAGGUGGUCUGUAAUAGCUGGACAUUUACCAGGACGUACAGAUAAUGAGAUAAAAAAUUAUUGGAACUCUCAUUUAAGGAGAAAGAUUUACUGCUUCAUGAAGUCAUUAAAUGAGUCAUUUUCACCAAUUGACUUAGCUGCUGUUAACCUAGCAGCUGCUUCCAAGAGAAGAGCUGGUAGAGGAGCUGCACCAAGGCAAGAUCAGAACAACAAAUACAACAAAAAAGAGGUUCUUGAAGUUCAAUUGCCAACACUACUACAUACAAGAAAAGAAGAAGAGCUACAACAAGGUUAUAAUAAUACUAAUAAUUCAUCAUGCCCUAAUAUGAACGAAUUAGUUGACAAUUUGGAACCAUAUGAAUGGUUAGAUGAUGAAAUUAUAAAACUAAGUUACAUGUUUGAAAGUGGAGUACUUGUUAGUCCAGAUCAUGAGAAUAAUAAUAAUAAUAAUAAUAAUAAUAAUAUUAAUAUUAAUGUAACCAAUGAUGAUAAUAAUAUUCUAGAUUCUGAUUUUGGUGUACUAGUGGGUAAUAAUGAUGGUGGUAGUGGUGGUGUUUGGAGUUCAUCAAAUGGUGCUGAAAGUGGAGAGUGUAAUUCUUCUGUGAAUUCUGUUUAUGAAUAUCAAUGGCCUGAUAUGCAUUUAGAAGGUAGUUGUGUUCAAUCCUACAAUCAACAAUGGGACCUUUGUGAUCAACAAGGCCAAGAUGUUAAUUGCUUCUGGGAUGCUUCAAAUUACCAAGAAAAUGGAUUUUAUCAUUGAUCCAUUGAUUGCAUUCAGGGGAGAUUAUAUUAUAUAUCCUAUAGUAAUGUAUUUUUCUGGUGCUGAAUUAAAUAAAAGUUUAUCAGGUUUUUUAUUGUGUGAUCAGUUAGUUAUAUAAUGUACGUAGUAGUAAAUUUCAUUUAGUUCUUGAGUAAUUGAGUGUUAUAAUAAACUCUAACUCUAGAGUCCCAAGUCCAAUUCAUACUCAAAAAUAUAUAGAUUAGAGGAGACGUGUGGUGUGUCUAUGUAAGGCUAAUGAAAUCAAUAAAUUCGGCACUAAAUUGUCAUGAAA